GCCAAACAUGUCGCUGUGAUGAUAUUAAACGAACUGCUCUUAUUAAGGUGAAAUGUCAUUUAAUGAGAAAUGAAAAUGUCCGUAUAGAAUUCAAUUUAGUCACCUCAGUUGUGCGCUGAGAAGAGGAGACAAUGAAAAAAGGGCGGUGGCACUGUCUCUGUGAUUGAAUGCAGCCGUGUUUUCAAUCGAUAUUAAUGAGAAUGUUUUGAAACCAAGACGAAUGCUGUAAAGGCGAGGGAAAGCUAUAUUUUCCUUAACAUACUUUUGAUUUUUAAUUCUUCGUGGCGCAUCUGGUUGUUAAUAGGCUUGUCGGUGUUUUUGUUCGGAGGUGCUGAAAUGCAGUGAGCUGCGCUGGUUAGAGCGCGUUGCUCCCAUCCCCCGCCUGUUCAGCACAGGGUGAGGGAGGGAGGGGGACAGGAGAGAAAGAGAGAGAGAGGGAGCGAUAGGCAGCACCCUUGUGAGGGGAAACAAGAGUCAGCUUCGCGGAGAGGAGAGAAGAAAAUGAGCUGAGGCGCAAACAAAAGAGAGAACAUGGAUGAAGCAGGAAAAUGUCUGUUUGAAAAGGCAAGCGCAGCGGAGACUUUGGUCAUCCUGCACACAGUCUGCCCGUUUUUUGGAUGCCGUGCUUUGGAGCUGUUGCGCGGCGAGCUCUAAAAAGCGGUUUUUAAUCCGUCUGUGGAUGUUGCCAGCUUGCGAUGGCUGUUGCAGGGCGAUGUAGCUGCAUAAAAGAGAACGUGCCUCUUUGUUUAUGUUUCUUCGUUGUUCUACUAAGUGUCCUUACAGAUGCACAAAUUCGCUACAGCAUUCAGGAGGAGCUGGAGAGCGGCACUGUCGUUGGGGAUCUUGUGCGGGAUCUCGGGCUGGAGCUGCGAAAGCUUUCGGCGCGUCGGAUCAGAAUCAGCUCCGACAGUGCGAGGCGAUACUUCAGCAUCAACCACAAAACUGGUAAGCUUGUUAUAAGCGACCGGAUUGACCGCGAAACGCUCUGUGAAUUCAGCGGGACCUGCACGCUUAGUCUCGACGUGGUGUUAGAAAGCCCGUUUGAACAGCACAGCGUGGAUGUUGAGAUUCUGGAUGCAAAUGACAACUCGCCGCUUUUCCCUCGAGACGAGUACCAGUUGGAGAUCUCCGAGGGCGCACAGCCAGGCGCGCGGUUUUCCAUUGAGGGCGCGCAAGAUUCUGACGACGCCUCAAAUUCCGUGCGCCAUUAUCGCCUUACCUCAAACGAACACCUGGCGCUCGAUUCAACCAAACCACCUGCAGAUGGAAAACACGUAGAGCUCGUGCUGAAAAAACCUUUCGACCGCGAGCUUUUGCAGUCUCACCAGUUUCUUAUCACUGCUACUGAUGGUGGAUCGCCUCCGCGCUCGGGCACAGCCAAAAUCAACGUGCGCGUUUUGGAUACCAAUGACAACGUGCCAGUCUUCGACAGCUCCGUGUAUAAAGUGAAACUGCGGGAAAACUCUCCCGUUGGCGCGCUGGUAAUUAAACUAAACGCCACAGAUAGAGACGAGAGCUCCAAUGGGGAGGUGUAUUACUCUUUUAGCUCGUACACGCCAGAUCGAGUGAGGCAGAUGUUUUCUGUAGACACAGACAGCGGGGAAAUUAGAGUAAUGAGCAAUGUGGACUAUGAAGAAACCAACAGCUAUGAGAUGUAUAUCCAGGCAGCAGAUCGAGGCCAAGGUGCCGUGGCAGUGCACUGUAAAGUGGUGGUGGAGGUGCUGGAUGUGAAUGAUAACCCUCCUGAGAUUGUGCUCUCCUCCCUCUCCAGCCCAGUUCGAGAGGACGCUCGGGCAGACACCGUGGUGGGUUUAAUAAGCAUAAACGACAGAGACUCUGGACAAAACAAACAGGUCAGCUUGGAUAUCAUUCCCCCUAACCUUCCCUUUAAAAUCAAAUCGUUCCGAAACCAUUACACCAUCGUUACCUCAGCCUUCCUGGACCGUGAGACUAUAUCAUCGUAUAAUGUCACAGUUACAGCCACGGAUGGUGGGACGCCUCCUCUUUCGUCCUCAAUGACGGUUCGAGUGGAAGUGGCAGAUGUGAACGACAAUCCGCCACGCUUUAAACAGACUUCAUACACUGUUUAUGUCGCAGAAAACAAUGCGGUCAGUGCGCCUCUGUGCGUCGUAAAAGCAACGGACCCCGAUGCCGGUGAGAACGCUCGCAUCACAUACACCGUCCUCAAUGACAACAACCAUGGUAUUUCCGUGGCAUCGUACGUGUCUGUCAAACCUGCCACGGGUGAGGUGUACGCGCUACGAUCGUUUGACUUCGAGAAGUUGCGUGAGUUUCAUUUCCAGGUUAAAGCUCAAGACAACGGCGUGCCACCUUUGAGCAGGGUGGCAACCGUCUAUAUUUACAUCAUGGACGCCAACGACCACAGUCCGCGGUUUGUUCGCCCAGCGUCGAACGGCUCACACUCCACAGAGACUAUUUUGCGUAACUCAGAGGCAGGCUUCCUAGUUUCACGAGUGCUGGCUUGGGACUUAGAUGCUGGCGAAAACGCCUGGUUGCUCUACAGCCUCCAUCACCCACCUGAACUGGACUUGUUUAAGGUGCACGAGCACACAGGCGAGAUCCGCACGACACGGAGAGUAAUCGAGGACAAUUCCACUGUCUUUAGCCUGACGGUGCAUGUGCGCGACCACGGUUCGCCUCCUCGCUCCGCGUCUACAACAAUCACCGUCGGCGUCAUGGAGCUCCCACCCAAAGUGGCCCCAGACCCAAAACGCAUAAUCAGACCACAUGGCACAAUGAUGUUCUCCGAAGUGACCCUGUAUCUUCUUAUUGCCCUCUGUGCCACCACCUUUGUUUUCUUGCUCACUGUCUUCGUCCUAGCAAUUGUUCGCUGCCAUGCCUACUGCAGCCAACCAGAUGCUUGCUCCUGCUCGCCUUGCUGUGGGUCCAAGAAGAAAAAGAAGACGACCAUGAAGAAGGCAGCCAAAGAUGGUGGUGGUGGUGGUGGAGGAGGUGGUGGUGGGGCUGCCGGUGGUGGAGCCACAGGUGGAGCUGGGGCCGCUGCUGGUGGGGUCACGGUCCAGCAACAGUCCGCGGUGCUACGGAGAGAUCUGAAAGUGGAGCCACACUACAUUGAGGUCCGAGGAAACGGAUCUUUAACUAAAACGUACUGCUAUAAGACCUGCCUGACUGCCACCUCAGGAAGUGACACUUUUAUGUUCUACAAUACGGGCCGACCGCUGAGUGGGACUUGGGGUUCAGGGGCUGACCGUUUCUUCACAGGACAGAGCGGGCAGUUUGUGCGCAGACUGAGCAUGCCCGACGCUACGGCAAUACAGCCUAAAGUUCCCAGUGCAGACUGGAGAUAUUCAGCAUCUCUCAGAGCAGGAAUGCAAAGUUCGGUCCAUAUGGAGGAGUCAUCCGUGAUGCAGGGUGCUCAAGGAGUUCUGGUCCAGAACUGGCCCACCGUCUCCAGUGCUCCCGACAAUGAGGGUGGAGAGGUCUCUCCCCCCGUAGGCGCCGGAGUGGACAGCAACAGUUGGCAUUUCCGAUACGGACCGGGUCCCGGAGGACCUCCGCACCUGAAACCCGGUGAGGUUCCUCCUGAAGCCUUCAUUAUCCCUGGAUCUCCAGCUAUUAUUUCCAUCAGACAAGGACAAGACGGUGAUGACAAGAGCGACUUUAUCACGUUUGGAAAAAAGGAAGAGAAGAAGAAGAAGAAAAAGAAGAAGGAGAAGAAGGAUAAGCGGGAGAAAGGAAAAGAUGAUGAUGAUUAAAGAGAGAGGAUAAAGCUUAGGAAAUUGUUUUUUUUUUUUUAAGACAGAAGUUUCAACAAAAGUCUGUAGAACAAAAUGUGUAUAUUAAUCCUAAAAUCCAUUUUUGAGGCUCAAGCAGUUGACUCUUAUUGAAAAAUUUGGAAUGAUUUUCUGUCACAUCCAAUCUCAUUUGGCUCAUUUGGCAUUCCCCUUUCUUUUUAAUAAAGUAAUUGAUUAGUCUUGAUGAGCUGUUAUAUGAUUGAUUAAUAUUCACCCAAGCCACUAUCCCGCAUAAAACGUCCUUCAGACUCAUGUUGGCAUGUCUGUCUUAUUCAUCCUCUUGGUUUUUGUUUCCCAAUCUUUUUGAUAGGGAGACAAAAUCUGAUUUGAAAUGCUUGUAAGCUGUGUGCCGCUUCAGGUGUGCUACUGUAGUAAAAUGGAGGGGAAAAAAUAAAGAAGGAAUUCAAAAUUGUGUAAAGUUAGAGAUUAUGGAAGUAGGACACACGCUUAUGUAAAUACACAGGUUGGGCACCGCUGUAUGUAAAACAGUGAAGAUGCUAAAUUAACGCUUUUGCUCGUUCACUUCUCCUGGUGUGGGAUGGACGAAACAUCCUUAAAACAACAGACAUUGAAACAUAUUUUCACAUCCUGGACAAAUGAAAAAUGAAGAAAAAACAACAAAAAAAAAACAACAACAACAGUGUUUUAUCAAAAAGAAAAUACAAAAAAAAAAAAAAAAAAUGUAUACCGAAUGAUGGAAUGCACUUUUGUUUUGUUGCUUUAAUUUGGUUACCAGCAAAUGUUCUCCAAGGCAUAGUAUAUAUGUGAGCAAAUAGUCCCAUAUAUACACACACAUGCACAUAUAUAGACACACACAUCUAGUAAACAGGGUCAAAAAUCAGUGCAUCUCUAGCAGCUCUCAAAACCUGGUAACCUGGUUGGGAGAGGUUAACCAGCAGCUGGAGAGGUUCACUCUUAGUGAAGUUUGAAGAUGCUAAUAUCACGUGACGCUCAUGAGAAAUCAGCUCUUCGGGGCCCUGUUGUUUAUCAAGAUGGCUGAGAAUGUUUAUGCAUUGUGAACAGUAUUACUGUUGAUUCACCAAACCUUAAACACCUUUGAUCCCAUAAACUAUCCUUAAAUAUCCUCUGUAGAAAGGGUCAUGCCGUGAAUUUUUCUGUGGCAUUGCCUCAUACCUGUAGUUUACCCAUUGACCUUGACCCCUUUCAUCCCAACCCUAAUUUUGUGCCUGCUUUCUCAGCUCAGUAUGCCUAGUAUCAUACAACACAAAACCUAUAGUCGCCUCCUUUCUGCUUGCUGUCUGGAGGACCAACACUCCCCAAGAGCAAAGAACACAACAUAUUAGCUAGGGGUUUUCAAAUUUGGGCAAGGAAGGGCAGGGUUUUUUCUUGUGCACCAUUUUUAUAAGCUUUAAGUGAACUUUAUUGCUACUGUACAGAGCUUCUGUCUGUCUGUCUGUCUCUCUCUCUCUUGAUCACUCUGCUGGGUAGGCUAGCUCUAGACAUUGUGGUGUACUCAUGUAGUAUGGAGUAAUGCAGACAACGCCUGUCAAAUCCCCCCUGCAGAGGACAGAAGCCCCUCCCACAGCACUGUCAUAUGCAAAUGAUCCAGUGCUGUCCAAUCAACCUCAGCUCUGUCUCUGCAUAAGACAUUGUAUUUUCUGCUGGUCUCUCAUCGGUUAAUUCUCAGAAAGAGGAGGGAAGGGAGAAGACAGAUGUGGGGAUUGGGCAAGGGGUGGAGAUUAGUAGAGAAAAAUGUGUGGCGAAAACAGUGACAAUUUGAACCGAAGUUAAAGAUGAUGUGUGUAAUUUCUGUGCCAUUAGCACAAUUUCCCAUUCCCAUCUGCCUUGAAUUGAACAAGCCACUGGUUAUGAGCCAGUGUUGCUGUGUCAGGCUGAUUGGGAUGUUCAAACAAACAAAGCAAUGAUUUACCAGACAGAUCCAGUGUUUACACACUUGAAACUAGUAUUUAAACAUGUAAAAUAUUACACACAUUACCUUUACGUUGUUAUAAAACCAAUUGAAAGUGUUAGUAAUUAAUGAGAAUUCAGCCUUUCAUACUACAAAGUUCAGACUGUUGUCUCCACCCCAUGCCUUUAAAACCCUGCUUUAGUGUCUGAUUACAGCGGCAAUGACAUGUCUGUGCUCUGAUGCUAUUGGUUCCUUCACUUGCCUGUCUACCUUAAUGCCACACACCCAAAAACACAUCUCGAAACCGAUGUCACAAUUACUCAAACGUGACUGCUGCAUGACCUUACCAGAAAGAAAACACUUACUAUAUAGAGAUAUAUAUGAAUAUAGAUAUAGAUGGCUAUGAUUUUACUAUUUUUGUUUAUAGUUUUUAUUCAUUAUUCACACAAGAGAUUUGUGUAUGUACCGUCUCUGAGCCUUUUGCAUACUGACACCUCUGCACCGACUUACAGUGGACAGUUAUGACGUUACUAAACCUUGGUAUUUGUAAAUGCUCUAUCGUGUGAUGCCCUGAAGCUCUCGUUUUUAUCCUAUUCUUUUUGAUUUUGAUUUACGAUAACAAAAAAAGACAAAAAAAAAAACAACUUUUGUGUUUGGCUUUGACAUUUGAUCAAACUAGCACUGUAUAUUGUAGCUAAAUUAUGUAUGAUGAUUCUAUCCCUACUCUUUCACUUCUUUGACAAAGAACUAAAACAAACAAAAAAAGAAAAACAGGAAAAACAUCCUGAUGUAAAAUACAAUAUAUGUAGUGUAUGCUUGUAUCUAGUGAGCGUUCAUGCUGUCAUUCUUUCUUAAUGUCUGGUGGUGGUCAGUAGGUGGCGCUGUGCUGUCCAACUGAAUGGCGCUCAUCUGUUGUAAAACCCUCUUCUUUUGUACACCUGCUCAUCAAUGUGAUGGUGAUUUAGUGACUUUCAUUCCUUUCUUAUUUUCUCUUCUUCUUUAUGAUUUUUGUUUUUCAUUAUGAUGGAAAAGUGGUCAUGUGUUUUGUUUAUAAAUCACAAAAUAAAUAAACUUUUCUUUCUUAAGAAUGUGAA
Molecule: messenger RNA, 6740 nt
Organism: Megalobrama amblycephala (Wuchang bream)
Lineage: Eukaryota; Metazoa; Chordata; Actinopteri; Cypriniformes; Xenocyprididae
Product: protocadherin alpha-C2-like
Exons: 4
Coding region: 696-3737 (1013 amino acids)
Biological process (GO): homophilic cell-cell adhesion
Cellular component (GO): plasma membrane
Molecular function (GO): calcium ion binding
Source: RefSeq, a predicted model, not a curated record